Molecule: messenger RNA, 600 nt
Organism: Emiliania huxleyi CCMP1516
Lineage: Eukaryota; Haptophyta; Isochrysidales; Noelaerhabdaceae
Exons: 3
Coding region: 1-600 (199 amino acids)
Source: RefSeq, a predicted model, not a curated record
AUGACGAAGCGCGGGCAGCAGCAGCGCGGCAAGGGCCGCAGUGCCAGCGGCCGCGCCAAUGCUGGACCCCGGCUCGUCGACAAGAACGCGCUGUCGGCGCGCGGCGGCGGGCCCUCGCGCCAGUCGCGCUCUCCCUCACCGGACUCGCCGCCCGCCAAGCGGGCGUCCUCCGCCGACUCCUCCGGCUAUGACACCGAUCUACCGGACGAGGUGCAGCAGGAGGCGGUCCGCAGGGUCUGCGGCGCGCUCGGCCUGAAGGAGCAGUACGACGCGGCGGUGGCGGCGGGAGAGCUGCUCGAGCUGCUCGAGAGCCUGCCGCGAGGGACAGUCGAGGCCUCCAUCCGGCUCAUGCGGGGAUACACCCGCACGGGCGAAAAUGAGGGCUGGAGACCCAAGGGGCAAAAGGGCAAAACCGACAACGGCCGUCCACGUAAGCUCUCUGACAUUACCAUUCACGGCAUCACCGACCACCUCACCAAACGCAUCACGAGAAAAAUAAAACCGAACUGCAUGCGAAACUGGAAAAGAGUAUUUAGCUCGUUCGGCACACCGCUCUCGAACGACGCCGAGGAGAGGCAGUGGAGGAAAUACGUCCUAUAG